UUCGGGGGAUUUUUAUUAUUUUUUUGAUGUCGCGCCACAAAAACACUUUUUAUUUUUUUUUCUCUUUGAUGAAUAAAUUUAUUCGAUUUUUUUUACUUUUUUAUAAACAUAGGGAAUCGAGACGGGGUUUGUGUAACACUUUCUUUUUUGUACCGCUCAUCACCUCGCACAUUGUUUUUCCAUUUUUGUCAUUUUUUGUCUUUCAAUUUGCAUAUAUUUAAUCCAAUAUUUUUCUCAGUGACCCCAAUUAUUAUUUUAUUUUUUUUAUUAAUUUAAUUAUUUAAAAACAAAAUGGUUGUUAAAAUUCAGGACGUGACACUUCAUGACGUUUGGGCUUCAAAUUUGGAAGAAGAAUUUGCAUCUCUUCGGGAAUUUAUUGACGAUUAUCCUUAUGUUGCAAUGGACACAGAAUUUCCUGGAGUUGUUAUUACACCUGUUGGACAAUUUUAUGCUAAAGAUGAAUUUAACUAUCAACAGCUUUAUUGCAACGUGAAUUUGCUCAAAUUAAUACAGGUUGGCUUUACUUUAAUGAAUGAAAAAGGUGACUUAACUCCAAAUCGGGACAUUUGGCAGUUUAAUCUUCAUUUUAGUGUUGCUGAGGAUAUGGGCAGUGCUGACUCUGUUGAACUUCUUAGAGAAGCUGGCUUUAAUUUCUCCAGGCAUCAGGAAGGCAUUUUAAUGGAAAACUUUGGUGAAUUACUGACUACCUCAGGAUUAUUGGUCAACAAACGCAUUACUUGGAUUACAUUUCACAGUUGCUUCGAUUUUGCUUAUUUAAUCAAAGCAAUUUUGUUGGAAAAGUUGCCUGAGGACGAAAAUGACUUUUUUCUUUAUCACAAAAAACUCUUCCCAACGAGUUAUGACAUUAAAAUGCUUCUUCGUCAACCUGCUCCUUCGACAGCAAAAUUGACUGGAGGUCUUCAAGAAAUUGCUAAUCAAUUGGAUGUUCAACGUAUUGGAAAACGUCAUCAAGCAGGCUCUGAUUCUUUGUUAACGGCUCAAACAUUUUUUAAACUUCGAGAAUUGUUUUUUGCUGAUAAUUGGAGCAAGGUUUUUUUUUUAUUUUUUUUUUGUUACCCCGAUAAUUAA
Molecule: messenger RNA, 1089 nt
Organism: Meloidogyne enterolobii
Lineage: Eukaryota; Metazoa; Nematoda; Chromadorea; Rhabditida; Meloidogynidae
Source: the annotation of a GenBank genome assembly